UGGGGUGAAAAUGAUAUUAUGAAGGUAGCAAGCCACAAACUAACAAUAUAGGGAUAAAUAAACUUGGCCCGCUCAGAGCAUGCUCGGACCAUGCUGAAGCAAACAAUAUGGAUGGGAUCCGGAUCCGGAUCCUAUAUCCACCACAACCACUACCACCAUUUCAGAAACCCGUGCAAGCUGCCACCCACACCAACCUCACCCGCCGCCGUAGCCAUGUCAAUAUCACCCCAGAGCAAACAAUCCAACAUUUCCAUAAACACCCCCACACUCACAGAGACUUACCCCACACCACUAUCCCCUCCACUCCCCGCAAUCUCAAAAGAAAUCGAACUAAACAGAGCCACAAUCGCUUCAUCAAACUCAGACCUCUUCUCCCUCUCAAAAACCCACACCAUCUACGAAGACGAAUGGCUCCUCGCCGUCAACAAACCCCAAGGAAUCUACUGCGACAGCGUUCUCUCCUCCCUUCAAUCACAAAAAACCGCACCGCCGGAGCUUCAUCUCGCUAACCGACUCGACCGCGACACAAGCGGCGUUAUGCUUAUUACAAAAUCACACAAAGUAGCUUCAAAUCUCGUCAAAGCCUUCACCGAUCACAAAGUCAAGAAAACCUACAUCGCUCUCUGCACCGGCGUUAAACCUAAUUGGGAAACGAUAACCGUUAGAUCCGGUCACGGUAGGUCAAAAUUCGGCGCGUGGAGAGUUUACGCCUUUUCCGACGCCGGACGUGGAUUACCGGGUGGAUCGAGUGUACGUGAAAUGGAAACUUCUUUUGAGGUUUUAUCUGUAAACGGAAAAGGGAGUUAUACGGAGGUUUGGGAGUCGGAGUUUGAAGGGAGUGGUGUGGUUGUUGUUGAAGAAAAGGCGGUGAAAAUCGACGGUGGUGAUGAUCGGAAUGAGAUAGUAAUAAGAGCUUAUCCUCGGAGUGGAAGAACGCAUCAGAUUCGAUUGCAUUGUCAAUAUUUAGGGAUUUCGAUAAUUGGGGAUGUGAAAUAUGAAGGUGUUUAUGAAUGGAAUGGGAGAGUUCAUGAUGGUCAUCACCUUCAUGCUGAAACGUUGUCGUUUGAUCAUCCUGUUACUGGGGUUCGUCUUAUGGUGCGUGCACCACUUCCACAAUGGGUGAACGAGGCGUUAUCAAAUAGAUCUAACAUAGACACUGUGCACGUGGAAAGUUAGUUAUAUACAUGAUUUUAAGGUUCUUGUUGGCUGGUUUUGUGGCAAAGAAUAGCUCUGCCUCUGUUUGCACAAAUGUUGUUGAUUAUGGUUUAUAUAUUGAAUGAGAUUCUUACACAAAGUGUGGCACCUGUAGCUUAAUUAGAAUUAUUGUCAUUUUUAAUUCGAAGAAUUGAGAUUUUUUAGAAGGUAACUAGAACAUCUUUUCAUUUGAGAAGUGUAGAAGUUUUUUAAAAUGCUAUUCAUUAAAAACCUCGAGAACGACGUGUUCAUGUCUUGAGACAGUUGAAAUCUGUUGUAGAUUCUGAGAAGAGUUGUUAAACUGUUAAAAGAAGAAACUUAUCCAAGAAGUUUCUAAUAGUUGGUUUUAAAAUGUUACAAAGCACAUGAUAAAGAAGCCCCAUUGAGUUUUUAUUCUACUGUACAUUUUAUUGACAUUUUCUGUAGUUUAUAUGAUCAUUAUGAGAAAUUGUUGGGUUGUAAGGGCCGAGAAUGGAAAGGAACAUUUGAAGUUGAAGUUUGUCAUGCAGGAUGGGAAUAUAUUUAUGCAAAAUCAGACUAUGCUACGAAUUGUUCACAUACAUUUACCUGUUUAAAAUGUUCUUGUUAAGAGUUCAUUAAAUCAUGUCUGACAACCGAAAUCUGCAUAUGGUGACACUCAGUAUGUUAUAAUAUUAACGUGGAGUAUCACUCUUGAGUAUACCUUGCCGGAAAAAAAAGAGUUUGGUACAGGUAUGUUGUGAGACUGAUGAAAUGGAGUUCCUAUUAGCUAAAACUGAUGCUGUAAGAAACUCAUUGCAUUUUUUCCUUUUAGCCCGAUAUAGCAAUUAGAGCAACAGUUGUGCUUGUGCAUUACCGUUCACGUGAAGGAUGCAUUAUUAUUUGGGACCGUAAUGAUAAACGCUUACAGUUACAGAUUACGUAUUGGGGUGAUGUGUGUACAAAUCAAGCAAAGUUUAGAUCUUGGAAUCUAGGCCACUUGUACAGUGCUUCAUGGAACACUCUAGAAUCAUAAAUAAUGUGGCCCACGUAAUAAAAGACAGAAACUCUUGUUGAUUGUAGUUUCUUUCCAAGGCAUUA
This is a messenger RNA of Vicia villosa (hairy vetch), 2253 nucleotides long. RefSeq names its product RNA pseudouridine synthase 1-like. Bases 91 to 1176 code for a protein of 361 amino acids. Gene Ontology annotation, biological process: pseudouridine synthesis. The record is from RefSeq and is a predicted model, not a curated record. Gene Ontology annotation, molecular function: pseudouridine synthase activity; RNA binding. Lineage: Eukaryota; Viridiplantae; Streptophyta; Magnoliopsida; Fabales; Fabaceae. The transcript has a single exon.